This is a messenger RNA of Aureobasidium subglaciale EXF-2481, 2093 nucleotides long. RefSeq lists its product as uncharacterized. Bases 92 to 1990 code for a protein of 632 amino acids. NCBI's taxonomy places the organism in Eukaryota, Fungi, Ascomycota, Dothideomycetes, Dothideales, Saccotheciaceae. The record is from RefSeq and is a predicted model, not a curated record. Gene Ontology annotation, molecular function: protein binding. The transcript has a single exon.
GACCGACCGCUGCCUUGUCCAGGGCCGUCAUGUACUGAGACCAAUGCCCAGGGAAAGCGCAUUGCUCGUGUGACACAAUGCUCGCCGCUUCAUGUCCCUCCUUGGCUCCUUCUCCCGCAACCAGAGCGGCUCCUCUCUGCACAAGAAGCCGACACCAGCCUCCAUCAUGACAGCUCUGUGUCCUCGCCGCAAUCACCUGUCCAGCCACCUCGACCACGACAGACCCCACGUCCGCCAUCGACGAGACCUCCACAUCCUCUCCCGCCGGGCCCCACAACACUCUCUGAUCCCCAAGUCUGCCGAGUCCCUUUUUCUCGAAGCUCUCGCACACGCGAGCUUGUGCCGGGAACAUGCUCGCCAAUUCUCAAACAUCCAUCGACCUUCUCAUCCGACGCCCCCUGAGCACUCCUCUUCCUCCUCCUCCUCCUCCUCCUCCUCCUCCUCAUCAUUCUCCUCCUCCCGCUCUGCACGCUUCACCACACAGUCCUCGAGAAACAAGCCUCCUCAAUCCUCCGCUGUCGAGCUCGUACCAGAUGAGGCUCACUCUCCAGCACCCAUCUAUAUCCCCCGCGAAGAGCUACGCUCUAUAGUCGAUCAAUACGAUUUCGCUGGCUAUCAGGAAGACCCUCCUCCGGAAACAGACUACCAUCACGAGCCUCAGCCAGACGACAGUGUCGCCUUCUCUUUCCAAAUACCAGAAAGAGAACCCCUGAUCGCUCCCGAUCUUCUCGACCAGCAAGUCAUUGACCACUUCAACUUCAUCAUACAAGACAAGCACACCCCGAACCAGAAUCUCUACGAAGCUUAUCGGGCGAUACCGCACCCACGCCCUCUACAUCUUCAGAACCAACGUAUCCGCCAACUCAUGCAUCGCCUGAGUGUUGUUGAAUACAAAGAUGAACAGACUAUGCAUUGUUAUCUCUCUGUGGUUGACGACAUGUCUGCUGCAGAUCUACCCAUGACGAGAGCAGAGUGGAAUAGUGCCAUGAGUUUCGCCAGUCGCCAUCUCCGCAAAGUCGGUGAUAUACAGGUCGAGACUGCCACUCAAAUCUGGUUACGCAUGGAGAAAGAAGCCGGGAUUGCAAGCAAUGCUGUAACGUUUAGCAUCCUGUUCGACGUCGCCACAAAAGCUGGCAAAUUCGCCCUUGCCGACAUUAUAGUCAGGGAGAUGAUGCAGAGAAACAUCGAGCCCAGCCGCCAUUUCCGAACCAACAAGAUCUAUUUUUACGGCCUGAAACGCGACGGUGCCGCCGUUAGAAAAGCAUACCAAGAAUUAGUCGACGCUGGCGAGGUCGUUGAUACACUGGUUCUGAACUGUGUGAUCGCGAGUUUGAUCAAUGCUGGCGAGGCCUCCGCCGCUGAGUACAUUUUCGAGAAAAUGAAAAUCCUUGGCUUAGGUAAUGCCAUGGCUACAAAGAUUCAAGGGUGGAAAGCCCAACGUCAGCUGGGAAAGGUCCUAGAUCGGGUUGGAAGAGCUCUUCGCGAGCAACCCGAGCGACGUGGCGUCGUGCAAAACGUCACUCCGAUACAACCUAACUUGCAUACAUAUCGCCUUUUGAUCAAAUACCACGCUCACGAGUCUGGCAACAUAGAUCGUAUCACGGACUUGCUCGAUGAAAUGGAACAGAACGCCAUCCGUAUACAUGGAUCCAUUUUCUACCAGAUCAUACGCGGCUUCAGCAUUCAUGGCGGCAUCCGAUACUCUUCCUGGAACAAGAAAAAACUUGACAGCUUUUGGGAGGUCUUUUGUCGAUUCGUCGAGAGAGACGGAGAGACGGAGCAGAAGCACAGUGAUUGGUUGUACGAGGAAGACAGAGGCUGCUAUUUUAGUGUCUCCAUGGUCAAAAUCGUCCUCCUUGCCUACAUUAAGGUCACUGGCCCAGACAACACCAGAGAGGUGUGGGAGGAGAUUAAAGAGAUCUGGAAGCCGAAUGAGCACGACGAGCAAGCUGUGAGCUCAGGGAUAGAAUACGCGCUGGCCAGAGUGUAGCCUUCAGAAGCGUUGUAACAUUACAUAUAACCUUUCAUGUAUAAACGAAUUUAGGGAUCAAGGAACUUUUGAAACAACAAAUCAUAGAGCGUUUACCCUCCCA